Molecule: messenger RNA, 3344 nt
Organism: Alosa alosa (allis shad)
Lineage: Eukaryota; Metazoa; Chordata; Actinopteri; Clupeiformes; Clupeidae
Product: sterol 26-hydroxylase, mitochondrial
Exons: 9
Coding region: 233-1963 (576 amino acids)
Biological process (GO): cholesterol metabolic process; C21-steroid hormone biosynthetic process; cortisol metabolic process
Cellular component (GO): mitochondrial inner membrane
Molecular function (GO): monooxygenase activity; heme binding; iron ion binding
Source: RefSeq, a predicted model, not a curated record
GCCUAAAACAAUAUUGGUGGCAGAAAAGUUCGGGAAACACUGGUCAGACUACAGCCCUGGUGUGUGUCUGGGUUGAUGUCCAUUCAAGUUAACUAAACUGCUUUUAGUUUUGCAUUCCAUCGCAAUGUUUUUGCGUUGUCCAGCAAAGUCAAAAUAAUGCAAGGGAUUGCAAAAUAGCUCUACAAGUUAUUUUUUUGUCACCGAAAGUUCCGUAGUAAGCUAUUAACCUGAUAUGCUACAGUCAAAGUAUGUUUUAAACCUCAAGCUGCAAAGCAAACGAAGGAUGCCAAAUUUGCUCUUAAUACCUUUCCUUUGGGCGUGUCUCCAUAGUAGCGUAGCCUACAGAAGGCAGCUGCGCCAGAUCCACACAGCACAGGACAAGUGUGGCUUAGAAAUGUCACUGUCAGUGUCUCUCGCUCUCUCGCCGCUCAGACAGGUGACGCGCCUCUGUCGCCCGCUGUCAUCGGCGGUGGACAGUAGUGUCCAGAGGAACAGGUCAGGGACCCGCGAGUUAAAUGUGGAAACGCCAUCUUCGGGAAAGUUCAAGACCAUUGAUGACUUACCCGGACCCAGUCUGGCUACGACGGUGUACUGGCUAUUCGUUAAGGGUUAUGCCGACAAAAGCCAUGCAAUGCAGGUGGAGCACAAGCAGCUGUAUGGUCCCAUCUGGCGUUCCUGCUUCGGGCCGUUUGACAUCGUUAACGUGGCGACCCCCGAGCUCAUCGCCCAGGUGAUCAGACAGGAGGGGCGCUAUCCUGUCCGCACGCUCCUGUCACACUGGAAGGAGUACCGAGACCUGCGGGGUCAAGCCUACGGACUUCACGUGGACACAGGCCCUGAGUGGUCCCGGCUGCGGAGUGCCCUGAAUCCCAAGAUGCUGAAGCCCCAGGAGGUGACGGCGUUCGUGCCAGUCAUCCACGACGUCGUCGGCGACCUGCUAUCCCGCCUGGAGACGCUGCGUCUGCGCAGCCCCGACCACGUCACUGUCUGUGACCUCGCCGCCGAGCUCUACAAGUUUGGCUUCGAAGGGAUCUCGUCUGUCCUGUUUGCGACGCGGUUGGGCUGCCUUCAGGAGGACAUUCCCACGGAUACGCUCCGCUUCAUCAACGCCACCAGCGACAUGCUUCGACUGUCCGAAACGGUGAUCUUCCUCCCGCGCUGGACCCGAGCCUUCCUGCCCUUCUGGAAGCAGUUUGUGCAGGCCUGGGAUGACCUCUACGACGUCGCUCAGCGUCUGAUAGAUAGGAAGGUGGAGGAGAUGGAGUCCAAAAUGAGUGUUGGAGAGGAAGUGGAGAGUGUGUAUCUGAUGCACUUGCUGUCCAGCGGCAAAGUGACCAAAGAGGAGGUCUACAUCACCAUCACAGAACUGCUACUUGGAGGAGUGGAUACGACCUCCAACACACUGUCCUGGACGCUGUACCACCUGGCGCGGGACCCUGAGGUGCAGGACAGGCUGCGACGGGAGGUGACGGACGUGUGCCCGGACAGACGUUUGCCCACCUCGGACGACCUGGCACACAUGCACUACCUGAAGGCCGUCAUCAAAGAGACCCUCAGGCUGUAUCCCGUUGUCCCGGGCAACGGCCGUGUCACUCUGGAGAAUGACGUUGUUGUGGAUAAUUACUGGUUUCCUAAAGAGACCCAGUUCCACCUGUGUCACUAUGCGGUGAGCCACGAAGAGGGUGAGUUCCCGGACGCGGAGCGCUUCACGCCGGAGCGUUGGCUGCGGGGGACGCCGACGCGCUCGCAGCAUCACCCCUACAGCUCCAUCCCGUUCGGAGUGGGCGUCCGCGCCUGCGUGGGCAAGAGACUGGCCGAGCUGGAGAUGUACUUCGCCCUGUCACGGAUUAUGCAACAUUACCACGUUCGACCAUGUGAGGGCGCCAGUGUCAUUCAGCCCAAGACACGGACUCUCCUUAUACCGUCUCAGCCAAUCAACUUGCGGUUCCUCCCAAUCGCCUGAAGGGGGCACUCAUGUCACCUGUUCAGUGAGAUUGCAGCAGUAGCCUGGACUACUGCUCUGAGACCACUAAGGGAAGACAUAUCACAGAUCUGACCAAAUCACAUGGACACCACUGUUUCACUAACACCACCAUUCAAAUACACUGUGUACACUCUCUCUGCGGGACACAACGUUUAGUGUUCAGUUUUGAACCAGUGCACACCAGCAAAGGGGGAUGAACACCAUGAACAGACAGAGAUAAAUAAGGUCACUAACUGCCCACAUGCCCAUGGCAGUGCCUACAUGCCCAUGGCAGUGCCUACAUGCCCAUGGCAGUGCCCACAUGCCCAUGGCAGUGCCCACAUGCCCAUGGCAGUGCUGUUGUGUGGAGACCGCUGACAUGCCAUGACACGUGAUCGGGGCAUUUGGACGACAGGGGUCAGUGACUAAGUUGCCCUCUGAUAGGUCCACUGAGCUCACUGCGUCAGCAUCACCACAACAUUCCGGGAGAGAUGGAACGGAAUAUGGACUUUCACGGAACGCCGUUUCCUUCAUCCCAUUCCGCCAACUCAUGCACUUUGUUUGAAAUGUUUUAACAGGUUCAAUGAUAUUAUAGUUUCCUUUUUGAGCUCACCUGUGUAUAUAUAUAUAUAUAUAUAUAUAUAUAUAUAUAUAUAUAUACAGUGAGCUCCACAGUAUAUGUAUAUAUUAAUAUAUACACUGUGAAACUCACUGUUAUAUGUAAGCUUUUGUGGGAUGAAUGAUUGCAAAAGACUGCCAGACAUAUCAUGAACUUACCAAAAGCCCAGAAGGCAUUCUUAUCCCUCUGCUUUCAGAAAGAUAUCAGCAUUGUAGCUCUGCACAUGUUUCAUCUUUGUCUUUUAAGUAAUCAUUGCAGCUCCUAGUAUACAGAUUCUGUUUCUUUCCUGUGCAGGAAUAUAUGCUCUCAUAUCUCUGUUUUGAAUGUGAACAGCGCUGUGUUAGUUUCAGGUUUGUAAUCAUAUAGUCCAAGACUGCCAUCAAGGUGUCAUUACUGACUAAUUACUUACAGACUGAUUGCGUGCAUUGUGUACGUUAUUUUGUACCCUAUAAGAUGUAUUUUUGUCUUUCUGUGGGUGUGUGAGAUUCGUCACUAGAGAUUCGUGAUGGUUUAUGACAUUUGUGGCGGUCUGUCAGCAGAUGACUGUGCUCUUACAGUGCCAACAAUUGCAGAAGGUCUCCAGCAUGCCUGAGGACACUUUCCUAUUGCCACGUGCCUACAAAAGAUCAAUCAUUGUGCUUAACAAUAACCAAAACUUAAAAUAGCAUGAUGUCGUGUGUGGCAUCCCAUCUAUGGUCUUUAAACCCUAUUUGUACAUGUGGCCAACCACUGAUUAAAGGGAUUCAUUUUUGUGAUGUUUAA